AUGGAUGCCAACAAAUUUCAUGUUGCAAUGUAUCCAUGGUUUGCAUUAGGCCAUCUUACCUCAUAUCUUCAUAUAUCCAACAAACUUGCUGAGAGGGGCCACAAGAUUUCAUUCCUUAUGCCUAGAAAUACUAUAUCUAAAUUGGAGCAUUUCAAUCUCCACCCAGAUCGGGUCUCCUUCAUUCCAAUCACCAUACCGAACGUGGAUGGUCUUCCUCAUGGAUCUGAAACAACUGCAGACAUUCCUUUCUCAUUGCAUUCCCUUCUCAUGACUGCAAUGGACCUUACUGAGCCUAUCAUUGAAGAUUCUCUAAGAGAGCUUAAACCACAUAUGGUUUUCUAUGAUUUCACAUAUUGGUUACCUGCAUUAGCGGUCCGGUCUGGCAUUAAGGCUUUACAUUACUGCACAAUCAGCCCUGCCACUGUGGGGUAUCUGAUAAGCCCCGAAAGAAAACUUCAUGAGAAGCCAUUAACAGAAGAUGAUUUGCUUGACCCUCCACCAGAUUUUCCACCGUCAUCUAUCAAGCUGCAACUUCAUGAAGCAAGAGGGUUAGCCACGUCCACUUUAAAGGAUUAUGGCAAAGAUAUUUCAUUUAUGGAGCGACAGUUGAUCUCUCUCACCAGCUGUGACGCUAUAAUUUUCAAAACUAGCAGAGAAAUGGAAGGCCCUUAUUGUGAUUAUCUUGAAAAGCAAAUGAGAAAGCAGGUGUUUUUGGCAGGGCCAGUUUUGCCGGAUCCACCAACCUCUAGUUUAGAAGAAAAAUGGGUGACUUGGCUAGGAAGUUUCAGACCCAAAACAGUGAUUUUUUGUGCCUUUGGAAGUGAAUGCAUUUUGAAGAGUCAUCAAUUUAAGGAACUGUUAUUGGGUUUUGAACUUACAGGAAUGCCUUUUCUAGCUGCCUUAAAACCACCAAUAGGAGCUGAAACAAUGGAAUUAGCUCUACCUGAAGGAUUUGGUGAGAGAAUAAAGGGAAGAGGGGUAGUUGAAGGAGAUUGGGUUCAACAACAAUUGAUCCUGAGCCACCCAUCUGUGGGUUGCUUUGUGACUCAUUGUGGAUCCGGAUCAUUAACAGAGGCCAUGGUAAAUGAUUGUCAAUUAGUACUACUGCCCCACGCAGGAGAUCAAUUCAUCAAUGCAAGAAUAAUGAGCGGAGAUUUAAAAGUAGGAAUAGAGGUAGAAAAAACUGAAGAUGGACUUUUUACCAGGGAAGCUGUGUGCAAGGCAGUGAGAACCGUAAUAGACAGUGAGAGUAAAUUGGGUCAUAUAGUGAGAAAGAAUCAUGCUCAAUGGAGGGAGUUCUUGCUCAGUCAGGGGCUGGAAAACUCCUACAUAGAUGAUUUAGUUCAGAAAUUGCACAAUCUGCUCAAGUCUUGA
Messenger RNA from Lathyrus oleraceus (garden pea), 1374 nucleotides. RefSeq names its product cyanidin 3-O-galactoside 2''-O-xylosyltransferase FGGT1-like. Bases 1 to 1374 code for a protein of 457 amino acids. Gene Ontology annotation, molecular function: UDP-glucosyltransferase activity. The transcript has a single exon. Lineage: Eukaryota; Viridiplantae; Streptophyta; Magnoliopsida; Fabales; Fabaceae. The record is from RefSeq and is a predicted model, not a curated record.